GUGAGUACUGGGGACGACCGUAAAAUCUCAGGCGGAGAAGUUGAAUUUUCUCCUCAAUUCUUUGAUGAAUUGUUCCUCGUUUUCUUAGGUUAAAUCGUUAUUUUGUAGCUGAAUUGAGACGAAUAAGAGAAAUGGAAUCACCAGAACUUGAUCAAAGCUUGCAAGGUCUCUUAAGUUUUGAACGGCUGGAUAGGGCUUCACCUGAUUUGUGGCCAGAGCAAAUUCCUGGAGUGUCUGACUUUGCCUCACUUGCUGUUAGUCCCUUUUCUCUAUCAAGUACUCCACCAAAAUGGUUGGCUGAACUAGAGAAAGAUGACAUGGACAUGUUGCAAGAAUUUGGAAGUCUUACUACAUCACAACUAAUGGAAAAAGUUCGUGGACUCCAAAAUCUAGCAUUUCAGCUUGGCCUGGAUGAAGCUCGGGAAAUGACAAGGGGGAAGUUUUUAAACAUCCUGGAAAAAGUGAACUCAGGAAGAAGAUAAGAAUAAUGUUAUAAAGAUAACCAAAUUCUGUAGAUAGGCUAGCUGUCAAUGUUUUGGAUAAAAAUUGUUUUAGAAUCUUGUAAGGAUGUAGCUUUAGGUAACAGUACAGUGUAUCAUGGAAUUCUGCAACAGUAGAAUCCCAUUGAUACUUAUUUUCACGUGAUAGUAAUCAUUAAGAAAGUGCUUGUCCACAGGUUUUUCAGGCUGAGAGUAAGUUUCUAUGAAAACAAGGUGGUUGCAUUACCGAGUUUGUUGAUAGGGUUCUGUUGUAUUGUAAGGGGUUUUUUUUUGGCUUUUUUUUCUUGGAAAAUGUGUUUACCUGAGUGUAAACCACACAACUUUAGCCAAAUGUUGUAAACAAAAGGCCAAAGCUGGAAAUGUUAACUUCCCAAUUUUGUCAUUGCAAAGAAUUUCACCUUUGUUAAGUUAAGCUGAUAUUAAGUUAGCAAGUGUUUUCCCAUGCAAGGUGACAUAUUGUCUUAUGAUAAAUUAAACUAGGGGUAGCUGGCUCAUCCAAAAUAACAUACAAUUACACGUACUCAUACGGUUUUCAAUGUCACUGAUUGCUCAUACAUGUAAUAGAAAGUGAAGUUUUUAAAUAGUUUUUUGUAUCAUCAACAAAAACUCACUGAAGCAUAGCUACAAGAUGUUUAACAUAAUUUUAUUGCUAUGUAAAACAAUGUAGAGCUUUUCUGGUUAACAAUAACUUUUGACCAGUACAGUGAGCUCUCUCUUCUUAGAUAUGUCAUUAGACCCCUCUGAGGCUGAAAAUCAGAGAACUCUGUGUCAAGGUUCAUUCCGUUUCAGUCUCAAUUUCAUCACAUGUUUAUUCAAACAUACAACAGGUCCAUUAGAAUCUAAAAUACAUCUUACUAACCUGGUCUUCUCGGUCUUUACUGUAAGUUAUGGACCAAGUAUUUCCCCUUCGAUUUAUGGCCCAAGUGCUUCCUGCUUAGGCCAUAAAUCCAUGGGGAAAAACAAAGAUCUGUAACUUACAGUACGGACUGAGAAGAUGAGGGUAGUAAGAUGUUUAUUAUGUCUCUACUGUGUGUCUGAUGGGUUCGGGAACGACUGCUUUUCAUGCAGAACGGCUUCAAAUUUCUGACGCACAUCAAAAGCAAACCAAGUCAAUUUGAAAUCGUUGUUGAAUGGUUUUCAC
Messenger RNA from Orbicella faveolata, 1641 nucleotides. Its product is annotated as protein lin-52 homolog. Gene Ontology annotation, biological process: regulation of DNA-templated transcription. NCBI's taxonomy places the organism in Eukaryota, Metazoa, Cnidaria, Anthozoa, Scleractinia, Merulinidae. The record is from RefSeq and is a predicted model, not a curated record. Gene Ontology annotation, cellular component: DRM complex.